Molecule: messenger RNA, 1482 nt
Organism: Aspergillus heteromorphus CBS 117.55
Lineage: Eukaryota; Fungi; Ascomycota; Eurotiomycetes; Eurotiales; Aspergillaceae
Product: MCT family MFS transporter
Exons: 3
Coding region: 1-1482 (493 amino acids)
Biological process (GO): transmembrane transport
Molecular function (GO): transmembrane transporter activity
Source: RefSeq, a predicted model, not a curated record
AUGGACGACAGCAAGAAGUAUUCAAACAGGACCAAUAAACAAUUACACGCUCAUAAAUCCGAUUACGGAACGGAUUACAUACACACUGAAAAUGGUGACGAAGAGAGCCGUUCUUCAACCUCAAAGCAAGAUCUCAAUAUCGGAGGGGACAUACCCCCAGAUGGGGGUUAUGGCUGGGUUAUAGUCGCCUGCGUGUUCUGGCUUCAAGUCAACACUUGGGGUAUCAACGGGAGUUAUGGCGUGUUCCUGUCCUACUACCUUACCAACAACAUCUACCCCAACACCAGCUCGCUGGCUUUUGCCUUCAUCGGCGGGCUAGCCAUCGGAUGCGCGUAUCUCAUGGCACCUGUGACUGUAUGCCUAAUUCGUCGGUAUGGAACUCAUGCCGUCCUAAUCAGCGGCAUCUUCAUUCAAAGUGCGGGUUUAGUCGCUGCAUCCUUUGCGACGCAUCCCUACCAGCUCUUCCUGACUCAAGGCCUCUGCUUUGGAGUUGGCAUGGGUUUAAUAUACAUGAGUUACCUAGGCAUCCCGCCGCAGUGGUUUGAACGUAAACGCAGCAUUGCCAACGCCAUCCCCGCUGCCGGUGCCGGAACAGGUGGCGUCAUUUAUUCCCUCGCCAUCCAGUCAAUGAUUGAACGCCUGGGGCUCGCGUGGACGUUCCGCACAAUAGCAAUCGUCUCGUUGGCGGCGAACCUCGUGAGCGCGGCAUUUCUACGCGACCGCAACAAGGCGACCGAGAGUCGCCACACUCCCUUCAAUCUGCCCCUGCUCAGACACUUCGAGUUUAUCCUAUUGCUUGGUUGGGCAAUCUUCAGCACCUUCGGGUUCGUGGCGGUCAAUUUCAGCCUGCCAAACUUCGCCAUUUCGAUCGGCUUAUCCGCUCAUCAGAGCAGUGUUGUGGGAGCAUUGCACAAUCUGGGCCAGGGUAUCGGACGGCCACUUAUCGGACUAACGAGCGAUCGCUUGGGAAGAUUGAAUGUCGCGACAUUUUUUUCGUUGGUGUGUGCAGUCUUCUGCUUCGCCAUCUGGAUUCCGGCCCGGAGCAUGGCAGUGGUGUCUUUGUUUGCUGUAAUCGGUGGCAUGGUAUCGGGCACAUUUUUCGCGACGGUGGCCCCCGUAUUUGUGGAGGUCAUCGGGCUGCAGGAACUGCCGGGAGCUUUGAGCCUUCUUUGGCUUGUUCUUAUUGGUCCCGGAGCGACUGGAGAAGCUGUUGCACAGGCUUUACGACGGCCCACGGAGGGCGAGGCAGCAUACAAGAAUGUGCAGAUCUUUUCCGGCAUGGUGUACGUUGGCGCAGGGUUAUGCUUGUGGGUGGUGCGGGGGUGGAAGGUACGACAGCGCCGGAUGGUUGAGGACGAACAUACACAUACCGAAGAGGAGGUGUGCGAAGAGACGGUGGUGUCCGCGCGAGAAGUUGAAUGGAAGCCGUUGUGGGAUCCUCUUGGGGUGGGAAGAGAUAUGGUGCGGUGGUACCAUGUAUAG